This is a messenger RNA of Vitis riparia (riverbank grape), 2776 nucleotides long. Its product is annotated as vacuolar protein sorting-associated protein 35B-like. Gene Ontology annotation, biological process: intracellular protein transport; retrograde transport, endosome to Golgi. Lineage: Eukaryota; Viridiplantae; Streptophyta; Magnoliopsida; Vitales; Vitaceae. Bases 85 to 2454 code for a protein of 789 amino acids. The transcript is spliced from 22 exons. The record is from RefSeq and is a predicted model, not a curated record. Gene Ontology annotation, cellular component: retromer complex; late endosome; retromer, cargo-selective complex.
GAAGCGUAAAGUCAAACGCAACAUUCCUAAAUCCUAACCACAAUCCGCAGAGUUACAGAGAGGAAGAGGAGAGCGGAGAGAAGGAUGGUAGAAAGAGCUGAAGACGAAGAGAAAUGGCUGGCCGCCGGGAUCGCCGGCCUUCAACAGAACGCCUUUUACAUGCAUCGCGCUCUGGACUCGAACAAUCUGAGGGACGCCCUCAAAUACUCGGCUCAGAUGCUUUCCGAGCUUCGUACUUCGAGGCUCUCCCCUCAUAAAUACUACGAACUAUACAUGCGAGCAUUUGAUGAAUUGAGGAAGCUGGAGAUGUUCUUCAAGGAAGAGGCAAGGCGCGGUUGCUCUAUUAUCGAUCUCUAUGAACUUGUGCAACAUGCAGGCAACAUAUUGCCUAGACUGUAUCUUCUCUGUACAGUUGGAUCUGUGUACAUCAAAUCUAAGGAGGCUCCUGCUAAGGAUGUUCUUAAGGAUCUUGUGGAAAUGUGCCGUGGCAUCCAACAUCCUGUACGUGGCCUCUUCCUAAGGAGUUACCUUUCUCAAGUCAGUAGGGAUAAACUACCUGAUAUUGGUUCUGAAUAUGAAGGGGGUGCUGACACUGUCAUGGAUGCUGUAGAGUUUUUACUCCAAAACUUCACAGAGAUGAACAAACUUUGGGUGCGGAUGCAACAUCAGGGACCUGCACGGGAAAAGGAGAAACGGGAAAAAGAACGGAGCGAGCUUCGUGAUCUUGUUGGGAAGAACCUGCAUGUCCUUGGCCAGCUAGAGGGUGUUGAUCUCGAUAUGUACAAAGAAACAGUCCUUCCCAGAGUUUUGGAGCAGGUUGUCAAUUGUAAAGAUGAGAUUGCCCAAUUUUAUUUGAUGGAUUGCAUAAUUCAAGUCUUUCCUGAUGAGUACCACUUGCAAACUCUUGAGACAUUAUUGGGGGCUUGCCCCCAGCUUCAGCCAUCAGUUGACAUCAAGACUGUGUUAUCACAAUUGAUGGAAAGGCUUUCAAAUUAUGCUGCUUCAAGUGCAGAAGUGUUACCUGAAUUUUUGCAAGUGGAAGCUUUUGCCAAGCUGAGUAAUGCCAUAUGGAAGGUCAUCGAAGCACAGGUUGACAUGCCUAUUUUUGGAGCUGUAACUCUAUAUUCAUCUCUUCUCACUUUUACUCUGCAUGUGCACCCUGAUCGGCUUGAUUAUGUGGAUCAAGUUCUGGGAGCAUGUGUUACGAAACUCUCCAGUGCUGGAAAACUUGAAGAUAGCAAAUCAACAAAACAGAUUGUUGCACUACUAAGUGCUCCAUUGGAGAAAUAUAAUGAUAUUGUGACUGUCCUGAAGCUUUCAAAUUAUCCCCGUGUCAUGGAAUAUCUUGACAACAGAACAAAUAAAGUGAUGGCAAUCGUUAUAAUUCAAAGCAUUAUGAAAAACAAAACGUGUAUUGCUACUGCUGAAAAGGUUGAGGCAUUGUUUGAAUUAAUAAAAGGGCUUAUCAAGGAUUUGGAUGGGGAUCUUCAUGAUGAGCUUGAUGAUGAGGAUUUCAAAGAAGAGCAGAAUUCUGUUGCACGUCUUAUCCAGAUGCUGUAUAGUGAUGAUCCAGAUGAGAUGUUACAGAUCAUAUGUGCUGUGAGGAAGCAUUUCCUGACUGGAGGACCACAACGUCUACCCUAUACCAUUCCCCCCCUUGUUUUUUCUUCUCUUAAGUUGAUCAGGAAACUGCAAGGUCAGGAUGAAAAUGUUGUUGGAGAAGAGGCAUCGGCUUCACCAAAGAAAAUUUUCCAGCUUUUAAAUCAGACCAUUGAGGCUUUGUCAGCUGUUCCAGCAUCUGAACUGGCACUGCGGUUGUACCUGCAAUGCGCAGAGGCUGCAAAUGAUUGUGAUUUGGAACCUGUUGCUUAUGAAUUUUUCACCCAAGCUUACAUAUUGUAUGAAGAAGAAAUUGCGGAUUCCAAAGCACAGGUGACUGCUCUACACCUAAUAGUAGGGACUCUUCAGAGGAUGCAUGUCUUUGGUGUUGAGAACAGGGAUACCUUAACACACAAGGCCACAGGGUAUUCUGCAAAGCUGUUAAAGAAGCCUGAUCAGUGCAGAGCCGUUUAUGCAUGCUCACAUCUCUUCUGGGUUGACGAUCAAGAUAGCAUCAGAGAUGGAGAGAGGGUCCUGCUCUGCCUGAAGCGUGCUUUAAGAAUUGCAAAUGCUGCUCAACAAAUGGCAAAUGUGACACGGGGAAGCAGUGGAUCUGCCACGCUCUUUGUUGAAAUUUUGAACAAGUACCUCUAUUUCUUUGAGAAGGGGAACCCACAAAUCACUAUUGCUGCAAUCCAGAGCCUGAUUGAAUUAAUUACAACUGAGAUUCAAAGUGACACUAUGUCACAGGAUCCUGCUGCAGAUGCAUUCUUUGCCAGCACGCUAAGGUACAUCCAGUUCCAGAAACAGAAAGGUGGUGCACUGGCUGAGAAGUAUGAGUCCAUUAAGGUGUGACUUGCUGAAUUUUAUCCCACAGAGGUACCUCUAUCAUGUAACAGCAGCAGACAAGGUAACAUUUUUCUUUCUUUGUUUCUUUUGGACUGAGGUUCAAAAUUGUAUUUUGUCCUUUUGACUCUUCCCUCACCAAGUGACAUUAGAUGGCUGCUAUUUCCUAGUGUAGGAAGUAGCAACCUAGUCCAAUGCAAUUUGGAUUAUCGUUAUUUUGUCAAAGGGAAACACAUUGUGCUUAGGGUUCUAUUAAUUCCAUUAUCACACAUAUAUUGCUUUGGAAAUUAAUGAUUAUUUUCAUCAUUAUAUAUAUUUUAAAUUUUUUGUU